AUGGAUUCAAAUGCAUCAAGCUACAUUCUAAAUCAGGCCGAAUACUAUCUAAGCAAAGAGGAUUCUGACAUCCUCGAUUUAGGACUAAGUUUACGAACUUUGCAGCCCGAUCAGGCUUGUUAUCCUUCUCCUCAUGAGAAUUGUGAACUCUUAGUCGAUUGGCAUCACCGUUUCAAAAGGACGACGAAUUUAAACCCUCAAAUGGUGAUGAAGGAAAGCGGCCGUGAUGGCGAAGAGUCAGAAGGGAUUCAAAGCAAACAACGUUGGAUGAGUUACGUGAAGGUCAACAUGGAUGGAGUGAUUGUGGGUAGAAAAAUCUGCAUUCUCGAAAGUAUGAAUUACUCGAGUCUUGCUCUUCGACUCGAGGAAAUGUUUGGGAAACAAUCGAGUUCGGGUCUAAGGCUUUUCGAAGCAGAGUCGCGAUUCUCGUUGGUUUACAAGGACAAGGAUGGGCAGUGGAGGAACGUUGGGGAUGUUCCGUGGAUGGAGUUUGUGGAUCGUGUGAAGAGACUGAGGAUUGCAUGCAAGGAUCAAUAUGACUUGAAAGCUUCUUAA
Molecule: messenger RNA, 555 nt
Organism: Striga hermonthica
Lineage: Eukaryota; Viridiplantae; Streptophyta; Magnoliopsida; Lamiales; Orobanchaceae
Source: the annotation of a GenBank genome assembly